Messenger RNA from Carica papaya (papaya), 2093 nucleotides. It is a transcript of the gene SCL3, whose product is annotated as scarecrow-like 3. The record is from RefSeq and is a predicted model, not a curated record. NCBI's taxonomy places the organism in Eukaryota, Viridiplantae, Streptophyta, Magnoliopsida, Brassicales, Caricaceae.
GUAAAUACUCAGUUCUUCUCUUCUUCGUUCCAUCUCCCAUGUUGUUUUCAGUUCUUUGUUAUUAUUUUUUCAUUAUUUGCUGAAACGGUUGAUUGAAUCUCUGAUCAUCUUCUCCUAGCGCGUGGUUACUUUUUUUCGUUUUUUUUUGGGUUUCUUCUUCCUCUUCUUGUUCAAUCAUUACUCUUCAUUUGCUUGAUUACUUCUCUAUCUCCAUGCAUACUUUAUCUGACACCAUUCUUACUUUCUAAACCCGGUGGACUUGACUGAGGAACUUUUCUCUUGGUAUAAACAAUUCUCUUCAUUUUCUUUGUGAGCUGUCAGUUAUUUUUGGAGAAGACAGACCAUUUCACAUCCUUCCGGUCUUAUGCAAAUUGGUUCUUGCAUGAGCAAAUUAGAUAUAUUGAGGAAGGCGUAAGAGUUCUUUUGUUGAAGUGUGUUUGUUUGGUUUUCUAUUUUAACAAUCAGAACCCAGAAAAAGGAAAAAAAAAAAAUUAGUUUUUAUGCCUGUUUAAUGGUGCAAAUGUUUCAGGAUGAAGCAUCAUCUUCUGUAACAUCUUCACCUCUCCAGUUUUUUUCCACGAUGUCAGUCUCACCUAGUUUAGGCUCACCUUACCCUUGGCUUAAGGAACUGAAAUCUGAGGAGAGGGGUUUGUAUUUGAUCCAUUUGUUGCUUACUUGUGCCAGUCAUGUAGCCUCUGGUAGCCUUGAAAAUGCUAAUAUUGCCCUUGAGCAAAUCUCCCAACUUGCCUCUCCUGAUGGUGAUACUAUGCAGCGAAUUGCUUCGUAUUUCACGGAGGCCCUUGCCGAUAGGAUCCUCAAGUCCUGGCCUGGUCUGUACAAAGCUCUGAAUUCCACUAAACUAACUCUGGCUUGCGAAGAAAUCAUGGUGAGGAAGCUGUUUUUCGAGAUGUUUCCUUUCUUGAAAGUGGCUUUUGUUCUUACUAAUCAAGCUAUAGUUGAAGCUAUGGAAGGAGAAAAGAUGGUUCAUGUAAUUGAUCUCAAUGCUGGUGAAUCUGCUCAGUGGAUUGCACUUCUUCAGACCUUGAAUUCGCGGCCUGAAGGGCCGCCUCAUUUGAGAAUUACUGCAGUUCAUCAGAGGAAAGAGGUGUUGGAUCAAAUCGCCCAUAGAUUGACUGAAGAAGCUGAGAAAUUGGACAUCCCAUUUCAGUUCAACCCUGUUGUUAGCAGAUUGGAGAAUCUGGAUGUUGAGAAGUUGAGGGUUAAAACCGGAGAGGCUUUGGCAAUCAGCUCAGUUCUUGAAUUGCAUUCCUUACUGGCUCCUGAUUCCGAACUAUCAAGAUCAAAAUCCCCAUUAGCGUUGAAGAGUCCAAAUGGCAUUCACUUACAAAGAGUCCUCCAAAUGAAUCAAAGCACUUUAGGGGAGUUGCUUGAGAAAGAUAUAGGAAACGGGUAUAGUCCGACUGAUUCAACCUCGUCAUCACCAAUAUCUUCAACAGCUUCGGCAAAGAUGGAUAGCUUUCUCAACGCACUGUGGGGUUUAUCACCAAAGCUCAUGGUGGUAACUGAACAAGAUUCUAACCAUAAUGGUUCCACUCUUAUGGACAGGUUAUUAGAGGCCCUUUACUCUUAUGCCGCAUUGUUUGAUUGUCUAGAGUCAACAGUAUCAAGAACAUCUUUAGAGAGGCUGAAAGUUGAGAAGAUGAUGUUUGGAGAGGAAAUUAAAAACAUCAUAGCAUGUGAGGGAGCCGAGAGGAAGGAAAGACACGAGAAACUCGAGAGGUGGAUUCAGAGACUUGAUUUGGCUGGCUUUGGAAAUGUGCCUUUGAGCUACUAUGGCAUGCUGCAAGCAAGGAGAUUGCUUGAGGGAUUUGGUUGCGAUGGCUAUAGGAUCAAAGAGGAGAAUGGCUGCGUGGUAAUUUGCUGGCAAGAUCGACCACUUUUCUCGGUAUCAGCUUGGAGCUGUAGGAAAUAACAAUGGAUAAGGUCAUGAUUAUAUAUAUAUAUAUAUAUAUAUAUAUAUGAAGCCUGAGUUUUUCAUAUACUCGUAUAGAUAUUCCUUCGUUAUUGUUUUACCACUCAAUGUAAUGAACCCAACACUGAUCUUUUAGUGUGCAAUGAUUAGUUAAGAUUCA